This is a messenger RNA of Lathyrus sativus (Indian pea), 753 nucleotides long. The record is from the annotation of a GenBank genome assembly. Lineage: Eukaryota; Viridiplantae; Streptophyta; Magnoliopsida; Fabales; Fabaceae.
AUGGUGAGAAGCUCUUGUGGUGACAAAAAUGGAUUGAGAAAAGGCAAGUGGACUCCUGAAGAAGACAACAAGUUGAUUGCUUAUGUAACUAGAUAUGGCUCAUGGAAUUGGCGACAACUGCCUAAAUUUGCAGGUCUUGAGAGAUGUGGGAAGAGUUGUAGACUAAGGUGGUUGAACUAUUUAAAACCAGAUCUCAAAAGAGGAAACUUUACUCAACAAGAAGAAGAUACUAUCAUCAAACUUCAUCAAAAACUGGGUAAUAGAUGGAUUGUGAUUGCUGCAAAUUUACCAGGAAGAACAGAUAAUGAGAUAAAGAAUCAUUGGCACACAAACUUGAAAAAACGUUUUGUGAAGAAUACUAAAUCAGACACAGACACUAAUAGUGGAACAGGAAACUCCAAACACACAAAUUCGGAUAACCCUACAAUGGCAGAAGAAAACAAACAUGAAGGGGUGUUAGAGAACAAUUGUGGUCCCAAUAUUAAAACUCCAUUGUCUUCAAUCCCAUCUUCAAGUGGAACAAAGGAUACUCCAACAACUACGGAAAUAUCAUAUGAAAACUAUCUUCUUGAUGAGUUUCCUUUAAUGGACGCAUACAUGGAUGUUUUGAAUGAUAAUUUCUGGACAGAACCAUAUAUGAUAGACAAUUCAUAUGUCCCUCCAAGUGAUGAAGCUACAUUAAUAGCUGUGGGAUAUGAACAUGAAUACUUCAGUCCUGUGUACCAUGAACAGCUUUGGCGCCAUGGAGAAUAA